GAGUAACAUGUUUCAGUGAGGCGGACCAGACCAGCGGCAGCAGCGACAGCAGCGACCGCGGAGCCUCGGUGCGGGUCAGACGUUCACCGCAGCGCCCCGCACUCAACUAACGUGACAGGAUUACUGCGCAGACACGUCCUCCACGCUGAUGUUAUGCGCUUCUAACUCUGCUUUGUUUUUGUUUUCCUUGAUUUGUGUUGAUGCUGGAGGAGAAACGUCACUGCGGCUAACCGAUUCCCUUCGCUCCAGAACCGGGAAUUUACAAUGAAACAUGUGAGGUGACACGUUUUAUUUCACCACCACGCUGGGAUCACAGAGGGAACCGAGCGAAGAUAACUGCGUGUGAAAGCUGUGGAACCUGUGAUCAAACCAGAGUGAACGACCAGAUCGGGAACAUCUCAUUAUCAAGUGGGGGAAUUUUCCCAGCUCCCCUCCUCUUAACUUUCAAACUCCUGUUAUACAUUUCACUUUAUUUUUUUCUAUUUCUGCCCCUUUUUUCAUGGCCAGGAUGCAGGAUUCAGAGCUUUUUCUUUACCUUCUUUUUCUUUUCCAACGAGACCAAAAGCAGAUGCCAAACUGACUGUGUCAAAAAAAGCAAAAAAAUAAUAUUUCAUGAAACUGCAUUUUCUACAUAAUCAUACAGUAUUUCGCCUCAGAAACUGAUUUAUUUGCCAACGUGAACCUUUAAGUCCACCAUCAUAUUAACAACUUAUUUACUCCUGACUACUUAAUCUUUCAGUGUUUGCUGCUCUUAAUGUGAAAACUGCGUGAUUUUCCUGCCAAGACCAUAAUCAGUGCAUUAUUGGUUCAAAGUGCUUUAUAAAAAGUUUGCAGAGUGACAGAGGAAGCAUGUGGUGAGGAGUGAUAAUUCUCUGACGGAGUCUGAAGGUUUUAUUUUAAAUCGGAGCGCCGUUUUGACUGACGGGUAACACAAGCCACGUUUGACCAGAUAAAUCCAAGCCCGCCAUCAUCACCGCCGCUGCUAUCUCAAAGGCUUAGACGCAUACUGUCCUCUCAGUCUGCGCUGUGAAACACUGUUGACACUUUGCCUAUCUCCUUCUUCCAGUCGCUUACAUUAGAAAGGCUUCUCAGUCAUUGUCGUCUCGUUUCUUCCAUAUGUUGAGCUUGAUUACUGACGUGAAAUCCCCCUUUAUCAAGUCCCACUGAACUCUUCAGCAUUCCUCUUUUUGUUCCUGAAAAAGCAUGCAAUUUAAAACCUUUCACUGUACUCAUGUUUGUACGUGAAGGAAAAAUAAUUUUAUAAGAAGGAACAAAAGGAUCAUAACGUGAAGCCAUACCGAACACCAGCCAUACAAAUGAACUUUUACAUUUGCAAAGCUUCUCACAGUAUUUUAGAUUUUUGUUUUCUAACAAAGUGAUCUUCGUCAUAUUGGUGCACGCACACAUUCAGGGAAUCCAUGAGGCAACAGCUCAUGAAAAACACCCAAAUUCUGAUGUUUGGAGGAAAGAGGAUCCUGUAAGUUUGUAGUUUUUGCAACUGCUUUUUCGAGAAUUGUUUCAAUCGGAUCGUCCGCGGCAUUAAAUCGUGGCAGCCACAGCGACCACGCCGAGUUCCCCGUCUGCGUCCCAGUUUCCUCUGUGUUGACGGAUGAAUCCAGAAAGUUUCAUGUCUGUUCUGUGGGCAGAACCUCGCUGCCCUGCUAGAACCGGGCCCAAGCCCUCCUUUGUUCUCUUCUGUUGGGCCAAGCUAAACUCAGAGCAGAGACACUCGAGCAAGGGAAUCCAACGCACAUAAAUCUGCGGCUUCUUUUUUUUUUUUUUUAAAGAAAAGUCUUCAGUUUUAAGUUCUCACCAGCUUCCAUUGACAUUCCAGUUUAAUGGACUGACCGUUUCCUUCCAGUAGCUGCUGGAAAAAACUUAAUUUCUUGAAAGUCCUGAUGCUGCUCAAUGCUGUUCAUCUGCAGUAAAUUCAUUCAACAACAUCAUAGCUCACAGUUUUUAAAUCCCAGUCGUUAGACCAAACUCCUAAGCAUACAGACCUUUACUGAUCCAUCUAAGUUACUUAAUAGAGCUAAUUAUGGAAAUUGAUAGUGUCCUGUAAAAGAUGUACAAACUGAAGAAACUUGUGCCAAAUUCAAACUGAUUUUCUUUCAGCUUUUCAAACAAAGCUGAGAACUUUGAAGCUGCCAUCACUGUUGUUUACAGACACAUAGCCUGGAAGAAAAUUAUUUUCUUUCCAUGUCAAAUUAUUAUUAUUAUUUUUUUAUUUACAACGGACAGUAGAAGUGCCAAACUCCCGAAAGAAUAGAUCCAACAUCAGUUCGAGCGAUCUGAAGUUUACAUACAGCACUAAAUGUUUACAAUCCACCGUUUCCAUUGCAAUUUGUCACGUGCCAAACCGAGCGUUCCCAUUGGUCGUUUUGUUAAGAGUUUAAAGUUUUCCUCAAACUCUGCUCUUUUGUUUACAGUAAAUGUGUAAAUACUGCCAUUUUGAAAAGUUUUGAGUUUUGGCCAAGGGGGAAAAAAUGCCACUCUGUCAGCUGACAGACCGAUACUAAUUAUUCAGAACCCAGUGCCAUUCAACACAGUCAUAUAGUGAAGUUAAAGUUGGCUGGUUUAUUAAACUGUUAUAUAGGCAGUUUGUACAGGGCCUAAAAUCUCUGAAAACCUCAAUGUUUACACAAGCUGCUUUUGGGAGGAAUUUCUAUCCAGAGAAAUGUUUACAUUCAGACGAACGAGUGAAAUGCCAAACACAUUCAUAAAACAGCUGCUGAACUGCAUCUGAACUAAAAACUGAAGUUCAAACAUUUUCAUCACAAAGGUUUUUAUAUUUCAGCCAGACGCCAUCUUGGAGUUGAACUCUGACAGCUGAUUUUCUUUUCUAAAUCACGACUGAAGAACUUUACCCCAGAACAAUGAAGUCCACGCUUUCGAAGAGGAUGCUUUCCCUUUUUGUCAUUCUGUUGCUUUUCUCCUGCCUGCCUGUUUCCUCCCUGACCAUUACCGUGGAGCGCCGAGAUGCCAACGGCGACGCCAGGACGCUUGGCAGCAGCAGUGGCACCUCUGCUGGAAAAACAGGCAGCACCUUGUUCCUCCUGACCGGCUACAAGUCAAACCCCCGUGGUGGAUCCAAAGUGCCACCGAAAGAGGCUGAGAUGAAGGACGAUGAUGAUCCAGCGGCGAUGGCUGAGCUCCCCCCGAAGCCCCUCCCACAGAGGAUGUUUCCACGGAACGCCACGGAAAACCCACUGAAGCCUCCGCUCAGUGGGGCCCAGGUGGCCCCGCCACUGGUGGAUAAUGGAGAAGUUUGCAGGGGUUACUAUGACGUCAUGGGGCACUUUGACAACACGUUCAACUGCUCCAAGGGCACGUAUCGCUACUGCUGUGGUACCUGCCAAUACCGGUUCUGCUGCGAGCACCGGAGGAGCCGACUGGACCAGGAUUCCUGCAAAAACUACAUUUCCCCUGUGUGGGCUGACCCUCAGGCCCCCGUCAGCGUGCCUGCCGCCAACAAGCCCGAUCCCGACUUCGAGACGCUGCAGCAGCAGAGCAGCAGUACGGGUUACGUGAUCGGAGGGGUGAUAUCCUUCACGCUGGUGGUGGCUGUGGGCGUCAGGGUCGCCUUCAGCAAGGUGGCGCGUCGACCCCGCAACAGAGAUGUCAACAUGCCCAGAUCCUUGGUGGACAUUUUGCGUCACCAAUCGAGCCCCGUGCAGCAGGGAGACAGGAACAACGCCGCUGUGCUGACCGCCACCACAUCCGACGGCCGCACAUCUAAAAGCCUGUACACCCCCGUCCUGCAGUUGAAAGACAACCGCACUGGGAACUUGCACCACCCUUUUAACCAGCAGGGGUCUGCCUCCAGCCCCAAACACUCUGCUACCAUUGAGCGCGGUCCUCGUUUGAACAACACCUCCCAGCUGUCGUCUGGGCCCAGCCUGAUUUCAGGAAGCGGUAAAGGUCCGGGUGGGGUCGGCAUCCUCACCGGGAGCAUGAGACACAACAGCAGCCACCCGUCUUUCUCCCACUCCUUCCACAACCUGGCGCAGCUGCCCCCGUCCUACGAGGCGGUGAUGAAACCAGAACUCAGCCGCUACAGCUCCCUGAAAAAACUGGAGAAAGAACUUGAUGAAUACUCGGGUUAUUACACCAACAAACGUCGUUCCAACAACGCCCCACCCUCCUUCCACUCCUCGCAGCACCACCUUCCCUGGGGUGGCGACUACACACUGGGAUCCAGGGGCACCCUGCCCCUCCAUGGAUCCCGUCCACACCUCCACAUCCCCACCUCCACCCCGAACCCGUACCCGCUUCCCUCCCAGGCGCCCUACACCAGCUCCACCUUCGACAGGCCGCCUCGCCGCGUCCGCUCCCAGGACCAGCUGCUGGCCUUCGGGGAGGGAAACACCCUGUCCCGCCUGAACAAGAACCAGCAGCACCAGUACUGCAAAGCCAUGAUGAGUACCAGUAGGAGCUCCACUUCACAGACGCUCCGCAGGUCUCAUGAGCGUCUGCUCGUCUCUCCGGACCGUCUGGAGGAUCGCCUGAUGACGAUGGGUCUGCCGAUGGGAACGAUGGAGAGGGGAGGGGGGAGCGGGAUGGUUCCCACCAUGGGCCGACUGAGCCACCACCAAAAGGCCCAGUCGCAGCAGAACAUCUGUGCCACGCCGUCCAUGGACCGCCACCACAUGAUCAAGAUGAACUCCCACCCGACAUCAGGCCACGACCACGAGCGCGGCUCCACAGCUGUGCCCGUGAUGGGGAUGCAUGGCGGCUGGGACUCCCACGGGGGCCAUAGCGGAGGAGGAGCGGGGAUAAUCGGAGGCCAACCCAGCGCGCGGCGCAUGGCUUUUGCCAACAAAAGGCAAAACACCAUCGAACAGCUGCACUUCAUCCCUGGAGGCGGAGGAGGGCAGGGACUGCGGACUGGAAGUAAGAAUGAGGUGACGGUGUGAGAGGAGAAGAAGAGGAGAAGGACAGGUGAAGAAUGAGGAGAGGAACCAAUCAGUGGAAGAAUAAAGAAGAGAGAUGAAGAAUAAACAGAAAUGAGUUUAACCCCAGCUGGCUGCUCAACCUUUAAAACAAAUUCUCCCCAAAAAACAAUGGUUGAUGACACCAUUCAUGUUAGUAAAGCCAACCGAUAUUCCUCUUGUCACUUUAUGUUUUGAAAAAGAGAAUAUUCAGCCAUUCUUUGCAAAAGGAAGAAAAAAAAUCCUCAUAAAAAGAGCAAAAAAAAAAAAUGCAGCUCAGAGGCUGCUGGGUAUUCGCUGUGACUUUUAUUGAAGGAUAUCCGCCAAGUUGUCGAGUCGUCCUUGAGUUUUAUUGCACUGUCCUCUGAGUCCUCGAGUGCUCUGACAGAAAUUCAUCUGUCGUUGAAUCCACUGUGGAUGGUGAAGAGCACCGAGCCUGGAGAGAGACAGGUUUGCUUGUUGUUGUCUUUAUAACAAUAUUUAGAACCAAACAAGUUACUUUUGUAUGAAAAUAACUCGAUAUUGAUUACAUUAACAUGACUGAGCCCUGUAGGAUUUUGUGUAUACUUAGUUGAACACGUAUUUAUCCUUAAAGCCAGCCGGUUUGUAACUUAAAGGCUGGAUUAGACGAUCAUCGCUUUCUGUAGUUGUGAUUGGACUAUUAAUGUAAAACUGCUGAAUCACUCGAGCCAAGUGCAGCUAACAGUCAUCUGAUGACUUUACAGCUUCAAUAAUUCAAGACUAGAAAUUUAGAAAUAAAAACAACACCGUCGACUCAUGCUGCUGCCACAAAGGCCCAGUCACACCAGCACUUCACAACAAAACAACAAAAUCAAGCCGGUGCUCCAAAUAAAUACUUCACAUUUUUAAUAAAUCAAGUCUCACGUCAAAAAGAAAAAGAAAAAUAUCAGUUUUCUGAAAAAUUUGAAUAGGUUUUUCCAUCAUGUUUAUUUUAUGUUAGUUUCAUUCUCUUCUUGUUUCCAAUAAAUCUCAGUCAUAUGAUUAAGAUGCACGGAUCAUGAUUUGACCAGAUAGUGCCAAUUCUCAGUUUUUGUGUCAUUCUGACCUGAUAGUUUGUUCAAUGACAAUAAAAGGGGCAACUUUGAUCACUGCUGAAUUCACCAAGUCAAACAAGACAGGCUUGUAUAAUUUGAGAAUAUCUUUGUCUCUAAUUUGUGCCCCUGCUUUGCACUCAUGUAUUUAAAACAAUGCAUACAACAACUGUUAUUGAUGUUGAUAAUUUAUGGUGAUACAUAGUCAAAAAUUGUUCUAAAAGACUCAUGUACAAUUAUUUUUUUUGCACAUUUUGAGAUUGUUUACAAUUAAUUACAAGAUAUUUCUACUGAUUUUGAUUCUGAUCCCCAUUUAAGUCAUUUGACUAUGAAAUAUUUUUUUUAAAUUGUGAUCCCUGAUCAAAUCAGAAUUGCUGUGAGAAAGCUCUGGUUGCUAUUCAGGAUAUCAUGACAACUUUUUUCGUCUUUUAGACUAAAAGUAAAUUAUAGAAAAUUUCUUUAACUCACCACUGGUCAAAGCAGGUAUGCAUCAACCCCUAAAAGACAUACGAAAUCACGCAAACAAAUCAUCUGUUGGACAUGUUUUCUUUUAACUGUGAAAAGUCGGAUGUAAAGUGAGCUGUAAAAGUUACAUAAGUGUAAAAUGACCAAUAUCCAGCUCACAUUGUUCUUCCUUUUGUAUUGUUUUUUAAAAUGUAAACAAUACUGGCACCUAUUGGUCCAGGGUGGGAUUAUUUUCCUUUUUUUUUUUUUUUGAUAAGAUAAAAUUCUUAUUUGGACUGAGAAUUUAAAAAAGCUCUUUACAUUUUUUUUCCCCAACAUAUCAAGUGAAACGCUUGUAGAAGUAUAGUUGGAGUCUGAAAUUAUUACAGGGACUUAAACAAAUUCAGUGAUGCCUGUGUGACUGGGCCCUAAAAUUACCAUUCAGUAUGUAACCAUGUUUUAAGCUAACUUAAAGCCUUGUACAGUGGAUUCUAGUGAGUGUACGACAUUUAUGAAACGUAAUAUUGAGAAUGUCUUGAAUUAGACCUCUCAUUAAAAGGAACCGAUCUGUGAAUAAACAUCCCCUGGCCAUGUUUCAAACUUUUCACAAGUAACUUGUAAAGUCGAGGGCUUCUUUUUGCAGCGCACUGGCAUAGAACAGAUCCUCCCGUUCGUCCAAGAUGCCACAUGCUUCCUGCAAGUUCAGCUGCUCACCUCGCACCAAGGGAAGGAAGGCUGACGGGUUUGAAGCGGGGGAACAAUGGACACUUCACACUAAGGGCUAAACUGAAUUUAUCUUUGUGUGUCUGUGCUCUAAACAGUGUCUGCUUCUCAUUUUCAUCUCUUGUAUCUGUUGGGAGGCAUGCUUGUGCUUAUUUUCACAGAUUUCUUCACAUGUAGAGAGAAAAGAAAUGCAGGGGAUUUCUGCAAAAGAAGCUUUGUGUAAAAAUAUAAUUUUGUUGAUUAUUGUUACAGGGGAGGAAGCUUUCCAUAAAGAUGUCAUAUUUUUGGAUUUUUGUUUGUUUCUCUGCCGAUAAGAUGGACCUUCUGGCUGUACUGGCUGGGUUUCUUUUUCAUAGUGAAGCUAUACUUUGAUAAAGACUGAUGCCACUGAUUGAGUGAUGCUUCCUGCCGGCCAUUUGUAGUUUUCUAUGUUAUGUACUCAUGUGUCAGUGGUUUGAUUUAAAAAGAAAAACAGAAAAACCCCAACCUCCCCAAAUGAGAAAGUGAGCACUCUUAUCAUGAUCUCUUCUUUUAUUUUUUUAAUCUCUGUAAAUUUUAAUGUAUAUGCCUGAAAUUUCAAUUUUACAACUUUCUAGUGGAGUUGGAAAAAAACAAAACAACAUAAAAACAAAAGGAAAGCCGUUGUAAUCACGGGAACAAAAAAGAGCAAAUGCAAUCAAGGAGAAAAGACCGGCUGCAUGAUGAUGUCAGCAGCCAGUGUUAGAGAUGUCACACUGCUGACUUACGAUGUCAUGGCGUCUAUGUAUCUAAUUGUACAUGCGUCUGUUUAAAAUUUACAUACCCGUGUGUUAGAAUCCCUGUCAUUUUUGUUAUAGGAAUGCUGACACUGAUUUUGUCUAAAAUUGAUCAUGAAGAUGAUACUUUGAUCCAAAAUACAACUGUUGUUCAUAUCAGCCUGUUUGUGCUUUUUUUGGUCUUCCAUUAUUGUCUCUUUAUUGUCACUUUUGUUUGGAAGAGGGACAUUGAUCACUCCCUCCCCUUCAAUUUGAGCUGUGUUCACCAAAGCAAUGACUUUUUAAACAUUUUAAAAUGUGAAUUUUCAAAGACUUAUAUGGUGAUAAAUUAUAGCAGUUAUAGGGACCUGUAAUAGCUGAGUGGAUUAAUUUAUCGCAUGGUUCAUCAGUUUGUGUUGCUGAUGUUUGACAGAUUAGAUUUCUAAUGCAGCUUCUUCCUACGUGCUCAUUUUUACAGAAUUUUAAGGGCAUAGAAGUUUGAAAAAAAAAGUCACUGUUCUUGCAGGGGGCUCAACCCUAAUUUAAAUGUUUUUAAGCAACAACUGCUGUCACUGAAAAGAAUAUGUUGUGGCCUGCCUUAGUUGCUUUUAAAGAACUGAGAGUAAAAACCAAUGAGAAAAUGUUGAAUAUGAAUUCAAUCUUUUGACGUCUCACUCAUUUCUCCUCAUAAUUUCAGAGGUCGUUUACUGUUGUAUUCCAUGAUGAGUUAACAGUUCCCUUGAUGAAGCUGUGUGCCUGUAUUUAUGUGUGAGUGUGUUAACCACGUGGGGGGAGGGGAGGCAUGGGCAUAUUUGUAUUCUCAAAGCUACUCUGCAUACCUCAAGCUGUAUGAUAAAUUAUUUAUAACAUUCCCUCAUAUGUCUAUUUCCAAGAAUAUCCCAACAACAGUCUCACAGAUGUGCAACCCUUUUGUUAUUGGUGAUCAAUUCUUGCAUUUGUAGAAAUCAUACUGUUUAAAUGAUAAUAAAAAAAUAUCCAACCAAAUCUAAUUUGUCUUUUUAUUUACCUUGG
This is a messenger RNA of Poeciliopsis prolifica (blackstripe livebearer), 8916 nucleotides long. RefSeq names its product shisa family member 7 (gene shisa7b). Gene Ontology annotation, biological process: regulation of short-term neuronal synaptic plasticity; regulation of AMPA receptor activity. Bases 2877 to 4916 code for a protein of 679 amino acids. NCBI's taxonomy places the organism in Eukaryota, Metazoa, Chordata, Actinopteri, Cyprinodontiformes, Poeciliidae. Gene Ontology annotation, cellular component: postsynaptic membrane; dendritic spine membrane; postsynaptic density. The transcript has 9 exons. The record is from RefSeq and is a predicted model, not a curated record.